AUGGCCGACCGGCAGGCGGGCCCGGCGGCCGGGGACUGGGAGAUCGACGUGGAGAGCCUGGAGCUGGAAGAGGACGGCCUUGGGGCUCCGCCGCCGCCGCCGAUGCCGCCGGGGCCCAGCCCGCCGCCGGCCGACGGGGACGGCGAGGACGAUGAGGACGAGGACGUGGAGGACGAGGACGACGACGUGGAGGACGAGGGCGACGGCGAGGAGGCGGGCGCGUCCCCACGGGCGCCCGGGCGGCCGGAGCAGCAGCAACAGCAGCAGCAGCAGCAGCCGGGAGGCCUCCCGCCGAGGCCAUCGCCGGCGCCGCAGGCCUCGCCGGCCCCCGCGGGGCCCCCGGAGCGCGGCGCGGGCGCGGGCGCGGGCGGCGGCGCGGAGCCGCGCAAGCUGAGCCGCACGCCCAAGUGCGCGCGCUGCCGCAACCACGGCGUGGUGUCCUGCCUCAAGGGCCACAAGCGCUUCUGCCGCUGGCGGGACUGCCAGUGCGCCAACUGCCUGCUGGUGGUGGAGCGGCAGCGCGUCAUGGCCGCCCAGGUGGCGCUCCGGAGGCAGCAGGCCACCGAGGACAAGAAGGGGCUUUCUGGGAAACAGAAUAAUUUCGAGCGCAAAGCCGUGUAUCAGAGGCAAGUGAGGGCACCCAGUCUGCUGGCCAAAAGUAUUUUAGAAGGCUACCGCCCCAUUCCAGCAGAGACUUAUGUGGGAGGGAGCUUACCUCUACCUCCCCCAGUAAGUGACCGGAUGAGGAAAAGGCGGGCCUUUGCUGAUAAAGAGUUGGAGAACAUUAUGCUGGAGAGAGAAUAUAAAGAGAGGGAGAUGCUGGAAGCUUCCCAAGCUGCUGCCUUGUUCCUGCCGAACCGCAUGGUGCAUGGACCUGAAUACAACUACAAAAGUGCCUACAGCCCCACCCCAGUGGAACCACCAAGCAAAGACUUCUGUAAUUUUUUGCCCACCUGUCUUGAUCUAACCAUGCAGUAUUCAGGGUCUGGGAAUAUGGAGCUAAUUUCUUCAAAUGUCAGUGUGGCCACGACUUACAGACAGUAUCCUUUGUCCUCAAGAUUUUUAGUUUGGCCCAAGUGUGGCCCCAUUAGUGACACUCUCCUCUACCAGCAAUGCCUGCUAAACACCACCACCUCGGUUCAAGCCCUGAAAUCUGGGGCCAGCUGGGACUUGAAAGGAGUACCAGUCCAGGAUGGACUCAGUGCCGAACACGACGUGAUGCCAUCCAAAUUGGAGGGCUCUCUGGUGCUGCCUCACACUCCCGAGGUCCAGACCUCAAGAAGUGACCUUCAGGGUCACCAGGCUGUCCCCGAGAGGUCUGCAUUCUCCCCACCCCGACGGAAUUUCUCUCCAGUUGUUGACACGGACUCCCUGGCAGCUCAAGGGCACAUCUUAACCAAGAUCAGCAAAGAAAGCACCAGGCACCCUCUGCCACUUAAACAUAAUCCAUUCCACUCACUAUUCCAGCAAACUCUUAAUGACAAAUCAGGUCCUGAGUUGAAAACACCAUUUGUCAAAGAGGCCUUUGAAGAGGCCCCUAAGAAACACAGGGAGUGUUUAGUCAAGGAGAACCAGAAGUACACAUUUACAAUAGAUAGAUGCGCAAAAGACCUUUUCGUAGCCAAACAAGUUGGAACAAAACUCUCGGUGAAUGAACCGCUGUCAUUUUCUGUUGAGUCUAUUCUCAAGAGGCCUUCAUCUGCCAUCACUCACAUCUCUCAGUGA
This is a messenger RNA of Pipistrellus nathusii (Nathusius's pipistrelle), 1725 nucleotides long. The record is from the annotation of a GenBank genome assembly. NCBI's taxonomy places the organism in Eukaryota, Metazoa, Chordata, Mammalia, Chiroptera, Vespertilionidae.